Molecule: messenger RNA, 495 nt
Organism: Acanthosepion pharaonis
Lineage: Eukaryota; Metazoa; Mollusca; Cephalopoda; Sepiida; Sepiidae
Source: the annotation of a GenBank genome assembly
AUGUAUCAACUUCUUUCUUUCUUCCUCCUUUCUUUAUUUCUCUCUUUCUUUCUUAAUCAUUUCCUUUUCUAUCAAUCUUUCUUCUUCCCUCAAAAUUUCUUUUUUUUUCAUUUUUUUCUCUGUUUCUUCCCUCAAAAUGUUUUAUCAACUUUCUUUUUUUCUUCCUCCCCUUUCUUCCCUUUCUCUCUUUCUUUCUUAAUCAUUUCCUUUCUAUCCAAAUCUUUGUCAUUCCCUCAAAAUUUCUGUUUUUUUUUUUUUGCUCUGUUUCUUGCCCAAUGUAUCAACAUUUCUUUCUUUCUUCCUCCCCUUUCUUUAUUUCUCUCUUUCUUUCUUAAUCAUUUCCUUUCUAUCCAAAUCUUUGUCCUUCCCUCAAAUUUCUGUUUUUUUUCUGUUUUUUUUUUUUUCUUUUGCUCUGUUUCUUUCUUAAUCAUUUCCUUUCUUUCUUUCUUCCUCAAAAUUUCUUUCUGUUUUUAUUUCUCUCUUUCUUUUUCUUAA